AUGGCCUCUGUGCCUCUUACGAGGGUCAGGUGUGCUCCUCUGGCCGUGCCGGAGCAUCCUUCGGCGAGGCGGAUGAAGGCGUCGCACAGCUUCUCGCUGCGCACCGCCGCGGCGCUGCCGUUGCCGUUGGCCGCGCUUCGGGGCCUGCGGUCCAUCCAGCGGCGAAGAACGCCAAGGUACAGCUUCCAGGAGUUUCAGGUCCCAGCUGGCUACAACUGGGAGAUUUGCACGCAACAGAACUAUGCGCGGCAGGAUUCCAAGUUGGCAGAUGGACCGUUGGCACCAGCUCGGAAGCUGGUAGAUGCCUCAUACCAUGGGAAUUACACCAUGGAGCGGCAGAGCUUUCAAGAUGCCUUGGUGCGCAGACUGGUGGAGAGUGGGAGCCAGCCCCGCAAGCAGCCCCUUCUGGUUUUCACUGCCGGUGCCAUGGGCGUGGGCAAAAGCUCAGUAAUCCGUUGGCUGGCGGAGCGGGAGAUGCUGUCACUCACAGACUUCGUGCACAUCAACCCCGACCUUCUCGCCACGGAACUGCCAGAGUACCCGGGUUAUGUGGAGAAGAAUCGCGCGAGCGCAGCUGUCAUGACGCGACUGGAGGCUGGCUUGUUGACAGAGCUCAGCCUCAUGUACUCCCUGCAGCAAAGGCGCAACAUUCUGGUGGACAGUUCCCUAAGGCAUGGCAGCUGGUAUUCCAGGGUUCUGCAGAAAAUCCGGCGCAAGCUUCCGGAUGUCCGGGUGGUUCUCAUGUACGUGCACGCGCGGGAGGAAACCGUUUAUGCGCGCGCCAUCCAGCGGGGUCAGCAAGGCCGCGCUGUGAGCCACGCGGAAGUUGCAGAUUCCCUGGAGAAGCUGCCGCGUGCCAUCCAGAAGCUGCUGCCGUAUGUGGACAUGUUCGUCCAGGUUGACAACGACGGUGACGACCCAGUGCUGACCUCGGUCUGCACCCAGCCGCGAGAUGAAGAUGGCGCUUACUGUGAAGUUACACAGGAUCCAGAGGAGCUCGGCUCCAUGGGCAACGUGGCCUGGAGCUCCGUAGCGGAGCUGCUGCGGGAUGCCUCCGCCGGCGAGAGUGACGUGCCCCUGCCGGAGCCCCCCCGGAUCCUGCCCGGGCCAAACUUCUCAGAGCCGCAGCCACUGUCCGUGCUUUUCGAGACCAUCAUCUUUGCCGCCACGAAGCACCAAAACCAAACCAGGAAAAAUCCAGAACGGACCCCGUACAUCAACCACCCCUUGGCUGUGGCGCGGACGUUGGCAGAGGUCGGCAUCCGUGACCUUGCUACUCUGCAAGCAGCACUGCUUCACGACACCCUGGAGGACACGGACACCAGCUGUGCUGAGCUGGACGCCAGCUUCGGGCCGGAGGUCCGGGAGCUGGUGGAGGCGCUCACGGACGACGACCGCUUGCGGCCCCUGGAGCAGAAGCUGCGGCAGCUGAAAGGCGCCAAGGCCUUGCCUUGGAAGGCGAAGCUGGUGCGGAUCUCUGACAAAAUGCACAACGUACAUGACCUUCUCCGCUCUGGGAUUCCAGGCUGGUCCAAAGAAAAGACGGAGCGGUACGUGGCCUGGGCCUGCGAGAUGGUGGACGCUUUGAGGGGCACCCACGCAGCGCUGGAGCAGCGUUUUCACAAGGAGGUGACUCUGCCACCGGGCUACCGUCUCGGAGACUGGGAGGAGUUCGCCACCCAGAAGACAGGGAACGAAGGCUGGCCUGUGGAGGACUCGAGCUCGGGCCCCGCCUUGCUGCGCGAGCAGCGUGCCGUGCUCUCGCUGCUGCGGGCCGCAGAGUUCGUGGCCUGGCGGAACCCCACGCAGCUCCUGGAUAGCGUGAAGUUCGCGCUUCUUCUUUCCAGGCACGACAUCAAGGAUCCAGAAACUCUCAAGGCCGGGCUGUUGCUGGGCACGGCGGAAGGCAAGGACCUCCACGUGGCGCAGGCCUUUGGCCCGGAGGUGGCGGCCAUGCUGGCGGCGCUGGAGGCCCCCUGGCCGCGCAUGGUGAAGGACCUCAAGGCAAAGCGCAUUUUGCUGGGCAAGCACUUGCAUGAGCUUCGGAAGCUGCAGCUGGGGACUAUCGAGACCGAUGAGGACCUGGUGGCGUUCCGGGAGCUGCUGAGCGCCACCAUGGCGCUGCGGGAGACCUUGCGGGGCUCCCACCCGCCCUUGGAGCAGGGCCUCGACGCGGUCUUCAACGGCCAAGUGAGGAUGGCCAGCGGCGAGCUGACACCGGUAUAUUUGCAGUCGGAGUGGCUUGGCGAGGUGACAUGCAAUGGCUGA
Molecule: messenger RNA, 2268 nt
Organism: Effrenium voratum
Lineage: Eukaryota; Dinophyceae; Suessiales; Symbiodiniaceae
Source: the annotation of a GenBank genome assembly